This is a messenger RNA of Exophiala dermatitidis NIH/UT8656, 1605 nucleotides long. RefSeq lists its product as uncharacterized. Gene Ontology annotation, molecular function: DNA binding; protein binding. NCBI's taxonomy places the organism in Eukaryota, Fungi, Ascomycota, Eurotiomycetes, Chaetothyriales, Herpotrichiellaceae. Gene Ontology annotation, cellular component: nucleus. Gene Ontology annotation, biological process: regulation of DNA damage checkpoint. The transcript has 3 exons. The coding region runs from base 1 to 1605 and encodes 534 amino acids. The record is from RefSeq and is a predicted model, not a curated record.
AUGGCUCGAGGAGCACCUCCUGCGGAACCGUCUGAUUUUGAAAAGCAGCGACUUGCGAACAUCGCAGAAAGAGAUGCGCUACUCAAGAAGUUGACCCAGGAAGCCCAACAAGCCGGCCUCUACUCCAAACCUGCCACGACAGGCACCCAGAAUGGGCAAAAGCGACCAGCGAAACGAAAGGACCUCCCCGCAAAACGAAUCAAGAAAGAGAUCGAAGUCGUACCUCGGCGCACAUCGUCCAGGUUAGCAGGAAUCCAAGCCGAUAGCGAGGUGGCCAAACUGAAGGCCGAGGAACAAUAUGAAAAGGCCAAAGAGCUGGAGAGAGAAAAGCGACAAAGAGUGACCGGGGAUUUGAGCUUCGCCAGUGGGACGAGCUUGAUAGGAGCAGAUGUUCUACUCAAGGGUGUGGCCAAACCGUAUGAACGGACAUUCGACGAGAACGACAUCCAGGAAACCACAGACAAGGAUCUGAAGGCAUUACGGCAACGGAUGAGCUCUUUGAAACUAUGGGAUGCGUGGGAACCCAACAGGAUCAAGAUGACGCCGGAAAGAAUCUUCAGCAUGAUGUUCCACCCGACGCCGACCAAGCCGAUUGUGUUUGCCGGCGACAAGAUAGGCAAUCUAGGGAUUGUCGACGCAUCACAAUCUCCGAAGACGUCGGCGGUGAAGCACGAGGAUGGGGAAGGAGAACAAGAAGAGGAUGACGACGAGGAGGAUGACGUCGAUCCAGAAAUAACCACCAUCAAGCCUCAUACUCGCACCAUCUCGGCAAUGCACAUGCACCCUUCGAAACCGGAAACACUCUACACCGCGUCCUAUGACUCCUCGAUCCGAGCCACGGAUCUUGAAAAGGCAGUCGCAGUGGAACUCUACGGACCGGCUGACAAGGAAGACGAUGAACCACUUUCUGGACUCGAUAUGGCUGAUACCGAUCCGAAUGUGGUCUACUUCACCACCUUGAACGGUGCAUUUGGAAGAUACGACGUACGACAAGACGCUUCUCAGGUUGAGAUGUUCCAAUUGUCCGAGAAAAAGAUAGGCGGCUUUUCAUUGCAUCCGUUAGCGCCGCACUAUGUGGCGACUGCGUCUCUGGACCGUUUCAUGCGGCUUUGGGAUUUGCGGAAGAUCACCAAGAAGAUGCCCACGUUAGUCGGUGAGCAUCAGUCCAGGUUGAGUGUCAGUCACGCUGCAUUCAAUACGGUUGGACAGGUGGCUACCACUAGUUACGACGAUACCAUCAAGAUUCACUCCUUUGGAGUCAACAACGAGACAGGCGAGGGCAUGGAUCGGUGGAAGCCUGGAUUUCAGCUCGAUCCAGCCGCUAUGAACCCGGAGGUGGUCAUGAGGCAUAACAAUCAGACUGGUCGAUGGACAACGAUCCUCAAACCCCGAUGGCAAAUGCAUCCCGAAGACAACACCCAGAAGCUUGUUGUCGGCAACAUGAAUCGCUUCGUCGACAUCUACGGCGCUGACGGCUCACAACUCGCCCAACUCGGCGGCCCAGACGAAGGCAUCACUGCGAUCCCCGCCGUGGCCGUCUUCCAUCCAUCAAAGAACUGGAUUGCAGGCGGCACCUCGUCUGGCAAACUAUGUUUGUGGAUGUAA